AGUACCACAAAAUAUCUAAAUUAAAUUUCAAACCAAAACUAGCCACCAUAGACCAAACCUCUUAAAGUCUUUAUUAGCCCCCACAUAAUAAUCUUUUUAAUACAAGAAAAAAAAAAGUUCAAGCCUUCAAAUUAUACAAACACAAAAACCUUCAAGUUUCAAUCUCUUUCUAUCUAGUUCCUAUGGAAGAUUUUCAUAGAUCAAAAUCUAUUUCAAAUGGCCACCAAAUGAAUAUGCAGCUAGAAAACUACUAUGGACCACCAAAACCUUAUGAUCUAAGAAGUUAUAGCUCUUCCUAUGUACAUGCUUCUAAGGAUUUGAAGUUGAAGAAAGGUAAAAGCUUUUCAUCUGGCUCAUCUUUUUCUAAGUCUUUGAGUUUUGUGAAUGAUCCUGAAAUUCAGAGAAAGAAGAGAGUUGCUAGCUAUAAGAUGUAUUCUGUUGAAGGGAAAGUUAAAGGAUCUUUUAGAAAGAGUUUUAGAUGGCUUAAGAAUAAGUACUCAGAGGUUGUUUAUGGUUGGUAGAGAUUUUCUUGUUUUGGAAACUUUGUAUGAAAUUUGUAAUUUUGAUUUCUUUUAAGAAAUAUGAGAUAUGAUUUAUUUAGAAGAAUUGUAGAUAAAUCAUUAUUGAGUUAUGAUCGUUUUACAUGAUUUUGGUAAGGUUUUUGAUUAUAUAUGUCAUAAAGUUACUUAAUAUUGGAAUUUAAUUGUAGUUUUUUUUUUUGUUGAGGAUUUUAAUUUUGUGUAUUCUCAUGUGUAGUAACCUUUGUAUUUGUUUGUAAUAUGUAUAAUCCAAAUAAUCUAUUUAAUA
Molecule: messenger RNA, 807 nt
Organism: Vicia villosa (hairy vetch)
Lineage: Eukaryota; Viridiplantae; Streptophyta; Magnoliopsida; Fabales; Fabaceae
Exons: 1
Coding region: 183-521 (112 amino acids)
Source: RefSeq, a predicted model, not a curated record